Molecule: messenger RNA, 1458 nt
Organism: Pestalotiopsis fici W106-1
Lineage: Eukaryota; Fungi; Ascomycota; Sordariomycetes; Amphisphaeriales; Sporocadaceae
Exons: 4
Coding region: 1-1458 (485 amino acids)
Molecular function (GO): monooxygenase activity; iron ion binding; oxidoreductase activity, acting on paired donors, with incorporation or reduction of molecular oxygen
Source: RefSeq, a predicted model, not a curated record
AUGACGGGGACCGACAACUCGUCUUUCCAGAUUUUAGCCGCUCUUUUCUUUUCAACUGCGACUGCUAUACUUCUGGCAAUCAUCUCUUCUAGUAGGAAUUCAAGCAGUGCUUUCCCUACAAUAAAUGGGAGACGACCAUUUGAGCUCUCCGAUGCACGCGUGAAAAAGAACUUUAUUAUCAAUGGCCGACAACUACUCCGCAACGGGCUCGAGAAAUUCAACGGCAAGCCGUUCAGAAUUCUUACGGAUCAUGGUUCCACUCUCAUCUUUUCACCUGCUUACACUCAGGAGCUUCGUAACCUUGACAACCUUAGUCACGUUCGGGCUAUCGCUCAGAUUGUCGAUGUGAAGUCACCUGGAUUCGAAGCCUUCUACGAAUUCGCAUACGGCAGAAACAUAGUUCAAGACGUGGUGAAAGCCAAGAUCACACCAGCUCUAAAAUGGCACGCGGUACCUUUGCAUUCAGUUAUCCUUCAAGCCGUGGCCCAGGUAUCUUCCCGCCUCUUUCUUGGUGAGGAACUUUGCCGCGACCCAGAUUGGCUUCGCAUUACGACAACAUAUACACACCACAUCACGAAGGCGGCGCUAGAACUCAAGGCUUGGCCAGGGCUGUUACGUCCCUUCGUUAUCCGCUUUCUCCCGCAUGGCCGCGCACUGAUCAGUCUGGUCAAGGAAGCCGAAGAAUUGCUUGGCAGUGUGCUCAAGAAUCGACGGGACGCAACGGUCCGCGGCACACGACGCAACUACACGGAUGCCAUAGAAUGGUUUGACCAGAUGGCAAAGGGCCGCAAAUACAACCCAGUACACGUGCAGUUAACGCUAUCCUUUGUUGCCAUUCACACCACUGCCGAUAUGGUUACUCAGGUCAUGUUUGACCUCGCCCAGCAUCCAGAGUACAUCGAACCUCUGCGGCAAGAAGCAAUCAAGGUCCUGGGCAAGGAUGGGUGGAAGAAAACAUGUUUGUACGAACUUAAGCUCAUGGACAGUGUUCUCAAGGAGGUCCAGAGGCUGAGGCCGAUUAAUGACACAUCUCUCCAACGACUGGCCCUGGAGGAUGUGACGCUUGCGGACGGCACGCGCAUCCCUCGUGGCACUCUGCUAGCCGUGGCUUCGACGCGGCACUGGGAUCCCCAAGUCUAUCCCGAUCCAUAUACAUUUGAUGGAUAUCGUUUCUUCAAGCUUCGGCAAGAAAAAGGCAAAGAGAAUACUUCGCAAUUCGUCUCGACGGGUCAGAAUCACCUAGGCUUUGGUCAUGGCCAACACGCAUGCCCCGGUCGCUUCUUUGCCUCUAAUGAGAUCAAGAUCAUAUUAUGUCAUAUCCUUCUAAAGUACGACUGGAGGCUCAUCGAAGGCGAAGAACCGGAGAUUGUGGUUCAUGGAUUCAACCUGAUCGCAGACCCCCACAGGCGACUCGAGAUCCGCAGACGAGAGGAGGAACUGAGUAUCGAUAAUCUGUAG